AUGGAAUUAAAACUGAUUACAAACACUGCAACAGCACAGAGGGGAAGAGAGGACAGCAGAACCACAUUCAAAACUGGUACCUAACACCAUUUACUCAAUACUAAUGUAAAAGGAUGUUUACAUUUGUGUUGUUUGCAGUACCUUUUGAUAUUUACACUGUGUUUUUGUUGUUUUGGGGUUUUCAGUUUGCAUGUUACUUUUGCACUGGGUUCUCCCUGGUCCAUGUAAAACUGGAUAAAAUAUAAACAGCACAACAGUAUCCCAAAGGUGAAGUCAAAAUAUCCAGAAAUACCCUUCAGAUCAUAAGCUCCACCCACUUCAAAUGAACUUCAGUCCAAUAUUUCUAAAUAUUUAGGAAGUUAUUUUUAUGUUGAUGAAUAUCCCUGAGUUCAUUCUCUUAAGAGUUCAAGCCUUAAUUGGUAAUUUUAUCAAAUUAAAAAAAAAGAAAAUUGAAUUCAGUAAGACAAUGAAUAGCCGAUAAACUUUUUUGGAUUUUUCUUCUUUUUUUUUUUUUUCCUGAAAUUUCAACUUACCCAUGGGAUCCUGAAAUCAAAGUCAAAGAAUUCUGUUUUAGAUGUUUGAAUUCUGUCUUUAAUCUUAAAACUCCGUUUUUGAUCUUAGAAUUUCAAGGAAAAAAGUGGUGAUAUUUGGAGGGCUAAUCUUUAAUUAUCUCAUGAUCCAAUCAGUUCCAGUUUUGGAUUAGAUUUUUAUCUAACUUUAUCUAACUAAUUAUUUCGUCGACCUAAAACUCCAACUUUUAAAAAUGCCCUUCAGAGUAGGAUAUUUCUGAAAUGCAGCAGCCACCGUUGUCAACAGCAAGCAGGGUUUACAUAAAAACACUGACGUGACAUUCCAUGCAUGCACAUUACACUUUCAACUUGGGAACAUUUAACUGCUUUGCAUGAAUGGGACAACAACAGUGACAAUGACAGACACAUUAUUAGUUAAUAUGUUGAAAACGAGAAAACGAUCUUUGUUGUGUCAAGAUAAUGAGAUAAGACGUUAUCACAAGGAAACGAACUUUGUUAUAUCGAGAUAAUAAGUUGUUAUAAGAUAACAGCACAUAAAAUAAAGAAAAAUCCAUGGCCCUUCUGUAGUUUUUGGAGGUGCAUUGUUGAUAAUUAUAUUAACAAAAUUAUCCGCAUCAGACCAAACACCUGGAAAGAUUCUCAUAAUUCUCACUAAGAUUGUCACCAUUCAGCAACAAGUUUACAAUAUUGACAUGCAGUUGAUCCAUUGAUUGAUAACAAAUGUCAUAAUCUGUUUGCUACUCAGUGUAUAACAUCAAUGUGUGAAGGAUAAUGUGUAUAAUGUAUAAUGAGUGGGUGGUUAUGCAAAUUAAAAUCCCAACAGGGUGAGCAGUGCUGGUUUGUACUGGCCCAGUUAAAGCAUUAGUCUGCUUGUUUGUCCAAAUUUGUAAGGAACUGAAUAAGGAAAAAGGACAUCUGUGGGAGUAAUUCAGUUGACACUUCAGCAAAGAAAAACAUGAUCAGGUUGUCUGAUAUCUUUUAACCAACCUUUUACCAAAAUAUCUCAGUGUAGACAUUUGGUUCAUCGCGCUGUUAAAAAGCCACCUGUGAAUAAUGAAAGGUGUUUUGAUUUAUUUGCGUGCUUUAGGCAAGUUUUGAAUAGAGGUUAAUCACACUGUUGUGUAGAUGACCUGGUUGUAAGAGUGGAAUCCUCUGUGUUUCAGUUUAGGAGAAAACGUCCUUUAAUACAGUCAGAGGUUCUGCAUAAUGUCCUGCAGCAAUCAGCCAGUUACUGUGGGCCAAUCACUGCAUUUAAUGAAGCCUGUUGUUGUGCAGCCGUAAUGGCUCUAACUUCACACACACUCAUUAUGCCUGUCUGGAUUCACUCUCAUUUGGUCUCUUUUGGGAAAUGACUCUUUUGUCUGACUCAUCAGUUUGCAGCCUCUGGAGUUAGGAGAGGGGAAAUCAAGCCACUGCAAACUGGUACACAAGAUAUUUUUAUAUUAUCUCUCUUUAGUUUCCUUCAGAUAGUAAAGCCUCUGAAGCAGGAAUCUGUUUUCAUCCCUUAUUUGGUUCCCCCUCAGUGUUUUCUCGAGGCCAGCUACAGAAACACCUGAAACCACAUACACACGCAUUAAAAAAAUCCAGUUUUAGAGCAAAAUAAAUGUGUUUACAGCCCAGCUCAAAAGACAGUUUUAGCUCGUUUCUCUCUCUCUGCACAUGCUGUAUGAGGGAUGGAGGAAUUACUUAUUGGUUUGGAAGAUAUUAAGGUCGCAAGGUUUAAUAAGCUUUCUAAAAUUGUAACCAAUAAGUGAAUGAUUUAGUCUGUACGAUCAUCUUGAAACAGAGUAAUGAGCUACAGAGACCAAAACUAUUUUUGUACCAGCCAAUAAACGUGUUUAAGUUCUGCUGUAAAGUUUGACAUUUUAACAUGGGACUCUACCUGGAUUGACUCACUUCAGUCCACCAAAUAGCCUCUAGUGGACUUUUGGAGAACUGCAGUUUUUGGGAUUCCUACAAUGACUUCAGUUUUGAAGUCCCUGGUGUUUAGUGUUUAGGGAGUUGUAUAUUGACACAGAUGGUGUUUGAGUUUAAGACUGUUUAUCACCAAUAAUCAUCUCAGCUUUUCUCCUUUCUUCUUUUUCUCCUCUGAGCUCAUUAACAGAUAAAUCCAGAUCAGAUUCAUCAGCCAGUGAAGCUUUUCACUAUGAGAGGAGCAUCUAAAUGAUGCACCUGUGUCCACACAGAGACACAGAGUCUUCGAAUGUGCCAGUGUCUGAAUUCAAGGCCUGAAAACAUCCACAUGAUAAACUCCACAGACUGUCUUACCUCAAACUGCAACAGACAGUAAAACUCAGUAACUCCAGAAAGAAAGCUAGAGGUGUGUAGUCAGGUAAUUUUUAGAGAGGAGAAGUGACUCUGGCCUUAUUGAUAUUCACUGAACAGCGAGGCCUGACUCGAUGAGCCAUUAACGGACAUAAAAUGUCCCAUUUAACCUGCUGCUGCAUUAAAAGUUCAUGUGUUCCCUUCACGGCCCUGCAGGAAUGAGGUUUAAAUAUUCAUGACCACCUCCUCCUCUGACAGACACGCUCACCUCCAACAAUCUAUACUCUGUCCUUGUUUGGCUUCAGUUUCCUUUUUGCCCGCUUUCCCUCCUCCACCUCCUCCUCCUCCUUCUCCUCCUCCUUCUUCUCAUCCUCCUUAUCUGUUGUUUUACUGGGGUCACAGUGGAGGUCAUGAAACAUGUAAAAAUAGUCCAGGUUUUGUCAUGAGGCUGUAAUUUCAGAUCCAAAAAAGGAAAAGAAAAAGGAUACAGUCCAGAGUUUUAGUCCUAUUUAUCUAUAAAUAUUAAUUUCAUCAGUUAGAAAAGCCUUAAAAAGUUUAUUUCAUUUACUAAUUUAAAAGCCGUCAUCACUGGUGUAGAUGGUUUUCACUGUUUCAGAGAAUGACAAGAUUACAAUUUGCAAAUCAUGAUCUGCAAGUAUUCAGGGAGGGAAAAAAAAGUCCCCAAGGUUUAACACAAGACAUUUUAUGUAUAUAUUCCUGUGUAAUCAUCACACAAAUUUUUUUUUUGAAUUGCAUUUUAUUGCUUUACUAAUAUUUCUUGAAAAAAUUCAAUUUUUUUUUGUUAAAAAUUUAGUUUUUGAAUUUGUUGUUAAUCUUUAGAAAUAAUAAGGAAAAUACAAACACUGGUGACUGAUCAUUAUCACAGAAUAUCAACAAGCCUGCAAAAAUCUGAAAAUCUACAACCUUACAAACCCCAAAACAAAUAUAAAUGUAAAUAAAUAAACCGAUGCAGACAUUGGUGCUUCCUCCUACAGCCCAGGUUGCAGCUCCUUUCCGGCUCUGCAGGGGGCACUGUGGGUCCAGGCAGUAGUCUGCCACCCCAGGAUCCUCUCUGUCUAUGAGAGAGCAGUUCAGUCUGUAGCAUCACAUCUGAGAGAGUCUCGGAGGGAAAACAGUGACCUCUAAAAGUCUCAUUUUUAUAUCUGAACAUUUCUUCAUCAGCUGUCGUCUCUGGCGUUAAACUUUUCCUCUGAUCCUGAGGGUUUAAAGAAAAUUUACACCCAAUUUGGAAACACACACCUGAGAGAGACCUGAGAGAAGCUGAACUGUAGCUUUUAUUUAGUGACUACUACAGACUUAGUAGAGAAAUAAUGGUACUUUAGAAAUCACAGUUUUACAUCAUCUCAGUCUGUCUCCAGUUGCAUCACAAACAAAAAUGUGCCGUCAAUGUUAUUCUAGCUAAGUGUUUAUUUGCUGCAAUACUCAUAUUAAAAACUGCAAUUCCUUGAGUGUUCACUAGAGGCUGUCUGCAGAGGCAACAAAAAACAUACACACUAAUUCAAAAAAAGCCUAUUUCAAAAGCUAACAAUACAUUUGUUUACAGCCUGAUUCAAAAAACUGGUUUGGUCAGGACUCCUACGCACGCACCCACAGUACAAGGAGUGUGGUGAUGCAUUUGUUUUACAGAUAUUUGGAUUUUGAGAUGUGCGAAUCAGAGGCUGACAGGCAAACACACUAAAGCUAUGGGAGGCUAAAGGCUCGCCUCUGAUAGGUUGACUGUACCUGUGGGAUACACAUGGAUUUUGGUCACGGGAUUUUUUUUUUUUUUUUUUUUUAUGGCCCCAUCAGCCCGACGGCUCCAGUAACAGUAAUACCUCUAAGGCAAAAUCAGUCAUCACCCAACAGCGUAAAGGAAACCCCACCUCUGUAGAGUACAUUUGCCUGUAAAAGCACUGUAAAGACGCAUCACAUCAUCAGAUUUUUGUACCCAAUGCUCAGUCAGGCCUAAAAAUAUGCUGUAAGAGAGCCCAGUUUAAAAAUAAGUCCUCUUCACAGCACAUUUAAAUUUCUCUGUUUCCUGUUUACAUGGUGAAGUGCUGACCCUCGCCCAGAGAGACAAAGUGUGGUGAUGCAAUCUGACCUCCAUGCCUCUCUCUCUCUCUCUCAUACUCUUGCUCGUUCAUUCACUGUUUUUUCUCACACUCCUGCUUCCUGUAUAUGCUCUAAUUUCAACAGCAUCAAAACAAGCGAACCCCCAAUCUGCAUUUUCUACUUCCUCCCAAUCUGUGUUUUCUACUUCUUCUCUCUUUGUUCUCUCUCUCUCUCUCUCUCUCUCUCUCUCUCUCUCUCACACACACACACACACACACACACAUUCAUAUACAGGAAGCUGCUGCUGCUGGUUGUAAAUCUGCUAUGAGAAAUCAUCCAAACCUCCACCAUGUCUGCUGUGGAGAGGCUUCACCUCUGUGUCAUCCUGUUUGUCAUCACAUGCUUCAUCACAACUGCCUGACAGGCGUGACUCAGGGCAGGAAAUUCCCCAUAAACACGAACCAGGCUGUCAAACAAGCAGGCGACCUGUAAGAAAUGGUUUCCUCUGCAGACACAGGAGCAGCCAACUCCAUCACUGUGGUCCACAAACCACAGCUCCAGAGUGUAAACAAAGUAAGGCGAGAAACAGGGUCUAAAACAGGACCUAUAACUGUGCCCAAAACAGGGUCUUAAUCAGGGUCUUACACAGGGUCUUUAACAAGGUUUAAAACAGGUUCUAAACAGUCUUAAACAAGGUUUCUGAACUUAGUCAAGCCUUGACUGUUAUCAUAUUAACUUGCAGGCUUUACUGAGUCACUACUUUGCCUUGUAGCCUCUAUGGCCUAAGAUCCAUGUUACCUAAAAGAUGGUUUUGUUGUACAUUAUAAUACAUGUUGAGUUUCCAGAUUCAUUACACUGUACCAGCAGUGAAAAAGGUUGAAGUCCAGAGAGGCUGAAUUAAAGAGAGACAGAUGAGAACGUUUGGUGUUCUUCAGUCAGACCCACAUCUUUCAGCCAGUGUGCACAGGUGUGUUUGAUUAUUUACCUGCGUCCUCUUACUCCUCUCCCAGUCUGAGCCUCACACGGGCCUGAGUUUGAACUCACGAAGGCUCCAGCUGCUGUGUUCCUCUAAUCUAUAACUCAUUGGUUUUACUUGUUAAAUCAGAGAAUAUGAGCAAUCACAGUCAUGUCACAGAUUCAGAGGCUGUGAUGGCGUGUGUAUUUUUCAGAAAGCACGGUCUGUGCAGAGCGGAGACGAGCUCUGUCUUCUCCGUUUGAUGUCUUUAUCUGAGGCGUCAUGCCGAGCUUUGAAGUUUCUCCAGACUGACGGCAGCCAUGUUUGCUUUACCAAUGAGCUGGAGCUCUUCAGCCUCCAGCUACACACCUCUGCUUCUGCUCUUUGUCUCCAUGGUUUUGCACAUUUCAAACAGGAAAGAAGUCUGAUGCACAAACAGCCCAGUGUUUCUUCAAACAGGAGAGGGUAGACUGCACCGAAAACUCCUCUGACUGAGGCAUCUCUUUGGCCUCUGGGGUUUCUAUCUGCAGACUUGGUCCUUGAAUACAUAGCUCCAGAACUUUCCCCGCUGUAACCUGCAGACUGGGUUCAUAAAUCUGAGUGAAGUCAGCUCCCCCUCUUGUCUCCGCCCUGCUGGACCCGUCCUCUGUUUGUCCCUCAGUUUGAUGUGUUGUUAGGAGGGACCCUGUUCUCUGGCUGUGAUUUACACAGACGGAUAAUUAAUUCUGACACCACACAGUUUGAUUCAAACACUCACAUCUGUGUCUUUGUUUGGUUGCUGGACACAAAGAACAAAACUCCCACAAACACCUGUUAAACACACCACACAUCUCUGUUUCUAAUAUGAUGUCUGCUUCUUUGGUGUCAGUCCCUUUACACUAGCAAAAAUAUCAUUUCACUAUUUCAAUCCUCUGAUUCAUUACUUUUUCCCUCCUUCGUUCUGUUGUAUGUUCGUACUGUUGUGUAAAAACUGCUGUAAUAAUAUUUUAAGUGAAGUAAGUCUAAGGUCAGACAUAGUCCCAUUUUCCACCUUUAUCGCACAUGUCUGAAUGUGUACGUUGUGUUAACCUGCACAGAUGCUUGUCCGUUUUGCUUUUAGGAAAGAAGAAAAACAGAAAAGUGUGCAGGGCCCAGGUUACAGCGGUUUAUUCUGUGUGUCACUGGACAAAAACUCUAUGAAAAGAGUCAGGUUGAAGUGCCUGAAGUGGUCUGAAGAAACAUUGGCACCUCUUCUUCACUCUGUAUCCAGAUUUUUUGAUUUACAAUGGGUACAGAUGCUUUUGACCAAUCAUGACUCAUUUCAGAGAGAGGUCACUUUUUCAUUGGCCAUUGUACUGAGAGAGACACAUUGUUUGUGAUAAAUAAUAGCAUUAAGUACUUAAAACAGACUUAGACAUGGGUAAUGAAGACUUGGCCUGGAUUCAAACACAAGUAAUGGGGACUAAAUUAAGACUCAACUGGAAAUCUUUUGAACUCUCAUCCUCAUCCUGGUCUUAGACACAGGUAAGGUGGACUUGACUUGGACUUGGACACAGGAAGCAAGGAUUUGGCUUGAAAUCCAACACAGGUAUUGAGGAUUGGACCAAGGAUACUCUCAUAUUCCUCUCAGGUGACUCGUUCUCCACAAUGAUGUAAACAUCCAGGACUCGAAACUCAUCUCAAGCUGUAGGUAUGGUGAUUUGAAUUCCUCUCUGGUGACAAGGACUCAACUAAGACUUGAACAACGAUUGGUUGAGUCCCGACUUUGACUAGAAUUCUGGGAAUUUGAAUUCCUUUCUGGGACUUGACUUGGAUUCAAACAUUGAGGACUUAAAAAUCGAUUUAGAUUCAAGGUUAGGUUUGGUGAUUUAAAAACCCUUCUGGUAACAAAGACUUACAUCAGACCUUAAUAUUGAGAACUAGAGACUUGACUUUGAUUAGAGUUUUGGUUCACUGAAUUUUCUCUGCUGACUGGGGCUCAACAGCUUGAACAUGAAAUACUAGAGACUUACUGAAGAUUUGGUGACUUAAAUUCCUAUCUAGUGGCUAUGACUUAUCUAGACUUUUACAUUCAAGAUGAGGGACUCAACUCAUACCUGAAUUUGAUUGAUUUAGAUUUGUUUCUGUUGACUAGGACUUAACUCAGACUCAAACAGAGUGGACUCAAGACUAAACUCAAACUAGAGCUUUGGUGGUUUAAAUUCCCUUCUGGAAGCUUGACUCAACUUUGACCCAAACAUUGAGCCCUAAACUUGUCCUAAAUCUGAUUUUUUGAUCCGCUUAAUCUCUACUGAUGCAUUAGAUAAGACUUGGACCUGAAUGCUGAGGACUCAAGACUUAGCUCACUUGGAGGUUUGGUGAUUUGAAAUCUUAAUUGGUGAACUCAUGUUAGACUCAAACAUUAAGGACUCAAGACUUGACUUGGACUGGAGGUUUGAGCAUUUGAAUUUUUUUGUGUGACAAGGAACCUAUUGGGUUUUGUAAAAUUGGUGACUUGGGCAAAAAAUUGGACUAGAGGCUUAGCAUUUUAAGUUCCUGCAUGGUGAUGAAGACCCAACCAAAAUCCAAAGAUUUAUUGUUUUAGAUUAAACUUGAUGUUAAAUGAUUUGAAUACCUUUUUUGCUGACUAGAACUUUACUCAGACCUGAACAUUGAGGUCUAAAGACUUAACUUUGACUGGAGUUUUGAUGAUUAGAAUUUUCCUUGGUAACAAGAACUCAACUGGGUUUUUAAAAUGACUUGAGACGAGACUCAGACUGAAGGCUUGGCAAUUUAAAUUGCUUUAUGGUGACUAUGUCUCCUAAAGACUUGAAGAUCUCAAACUCAAACUCAAGGUUUGGACAUUGUGGUUUCAAGACUUGAUUUGGUCCUGAGUUUGGGUGACUUAAAUUCCUCCUGGUGACUAGAAGUCACCUUGGACCUAAACACUGAAGACCUGAGAUUCAGCUUAAACUUGAGGUUUGGAGAUCUGAGAUCAUUUCUGGUGACAGGGACCUAACAUGGACUUGAACAUUGAAGAAUCAGGACAUAACUCUGACUUGAGGUUCAGUGACUUGACCACAACCCGGGUCCCCCAACAUUAUACCUCAAUAUCAGUUUGUUAUAAUCUCACUGUUAAUAUUUUUUUAUCCCAUUGCAGCCUGAGUGUACAUGUUUUAAAUUGAUUUAAAAGUCAGAGUUUCAAGUACCUGCUGCAGUUGACUUGUGAGGUAGAUUAUUUUUGACAUUUUAAGGAGUUUCAUUAUUCUAAUCUUCCGCCUGACAAAACUUGAAUGAAACAUGGGGUUAUACAAACAUUCCUGUUUGAUCCGAGCCGCUCUGACCUUUAGCUUCCAGCUGACACAACAAGCAGGAACUCAUCUGAAUUCAAUGUUUUCUUGAAUGCUGCCUGCAGGCCGUACGACAGACUACACCCACAGUGAUCUCACAGCUUACUCUCUGGAGCUGCUCAUUUCUGAGUGUCAGCAUGUGUGGCAGACGGUUUGUGUGUCUGUGUGGAGGAGUUCAGAGGAUGAGUCACUGCUGGUUCAGCCACAUUUCACUGUCAGCAAACAAAAGCAGAACCUGCUCGGGCUGAUGUUGCAGCGCUGGAGUAUUUCCUCUGAACGAGCUGUCAGCAGGUUUUCACUGAGCGACUGCACAGACAUGUUCAGCAUGUAUGCAAAUCAUGUUCAGAUGCAGAGUUAACACAGGUCAAUGCCUGCUGGAGAGAAGCUGAAGAGAUGAAGCCUCAGGGUCUGAAAGUUCACGAGGAAAGCUCUGCUGUAACUUUCGUUUUACACAUAAACACCACCAAAUAUAAAGAGUCUGUGGGCAGAGGCUCCAGUUUGAACAGAAGGUUCUAGUAUCUGUUUGUAGUUGUUUUCUCAUGUGUCCAAAUAUGUUUAAAAACAGAUUUUUUUCUAAACAAACAGGUUGCACAUGUGCACUGAAGAAGUAUCAUUUUACUGUUAAAAGAUAAUGAAACUGACAGAAAGUUGUAAGAGGUAACUUAAAUUCACACUGAUUGGGAGUGAAUUGCAAAAAAGAGUGAUUUUUAAUGAAGUAAGCUGUAGCAAAACCCUUUUUAAAAUUAUUAUUUACAGUAAAACUGAGACUCACUUGGUAAGAUCACUCAAUUUUAAGCUUGAGUAACUAUUCACAGUGAAAGUAAGAUUCAUCAGGUCCCUACUAAUGAAAUUGAAUGAGAAGCUUCUGUAAAACUAACUUUUUACAGUCAAAUUGAGACUCACCAGGUUCAUACUGCUAAUAUUUAUCGGACUGAAGGCUUUGUGCAACUUGGUGUUAACAGUAAAACUGAGACUCACAGGUUCGUACUGUGAAAGAGAGCUGUAAACAGUGUCAGAAAUGAUGCAUUUUUCUCUUCAAAAUUUUCUCUCUUUGUGUUUUUUUUUUGUGCUUUUCUGUCAUAGAGUGUUUCUCUCUCUGUAGCUUUAAAUCUGAUGUUUGACUCACCCGUCAAGGCAAACCACACAACAGUCCUUUUCCUGUACCUGCCCUUUCACUGAUUCACACAAUGUAAUGCUACUCUAUUAGCAUUCAAGUGUAGACACAUCACACACACACACACACGCACGCAUGCACGCGCGCACGCACAUACACAGGUCAUUGUGCGACUCCUCUCUGUGAUGUAAUUCCAGGCACGUCGACCUGCGUGGUGGAUGAAUGGAUGGCCUUGUUUGAGGGGAACACAGGAGCGGGAUAAUGGAGUCAUUUUGUGUGCGUGUGUGUGUUUGUGUGUGAUGGUGUGUGUGUGUUUUCUGUGCGUGAGAGAGAGAGAUAGUAAAGUGCACUGGCCUUUUCAAAUGAGUGGCUUUUGAGGAGGGAGCAUGAGGAGGCUGCAUGACCUCUCUCACCCACACGGACUGCUGGUACACUUCGAACGAGAGUGUGUUUUUGUGUGUGACCCUGUGUAUGUGUGUGUGUGUGGAGGAGUGUGUGGACAGUAUCAGAGCAUGGACAUGUUUGUGAUUUCCAUUCAAAUACAGCCCUUAUUACAAAAAAAGGAACACUGUGUAAAAUGAUAAUGAAAACAAAUUUUGAUGAUCUGCAAAUCAUUUGUUGUUCAGCAGCAGGACUCUCCUACUUCAGAGUCAUGCUGUUGUAAUACCUGCAGAACUUUUCUGUUUUACCUUGCUGAAAUAUACCAUCAGAAAUGCUGGCUUUGGACUGGGUGCUGAUAAAAAGCCAGGUGAUCCCUCUACUCUUGAGAGCAAUGUCCAUGAUUUCCACAAAGAAUGUCACAUCUUUUGGACUACAGAGGAUUUCUGUUCGGCAGAAAUCCAUCUUGAGUUCACUUGAAUGUUUAAUGAAUGCAAACUAGCCUCAUUAGUUGGUGUUUUUCCUGUUUGUGGCGCUGCCAGCAAGUGUUUCUACUGCAUUAAUUGAUAGUAGAGGCUGAGUUUGUGCCCUCGGUUUAUCUCACUUGGUCACAAACUCUUGUACUGUAAGAAUAGAUGAUGAGGUUUUAGUGCUCAAUGAUAAACCUUUAUUGGAGACCUCAGCCUACCACCACAUGUUCUGAAUGCUGUUAUUGUGUUACAGUAGAGCACUUCAGAGCAACCGCACACUGAACUCUCUGUACACUCGAUUCCACAAAACAUCAGUCUGUUCCCUGCUGUCCACAUCCAUUAACAGCUGGUUACUACGGCAACAGCUGCUAACGUCAUCCUCCUCCGACAGACAAGACCUGAAAUUUCUCUCUGCAGCCUGAUCGAUUAAAGACAGAAGAACAUGGGCAGAAUCAUUCAAGGGUCCUUCUGGCAGAUGCAACACCGCUUAAAAAAGUUUUAUAAGCUGUAUAACGUGGAGAACAACAGAUUUUGAUGGUUUGCUUAUCGCUCAAAGGUAAUAUUUAACUGAAAUUUGGGCAAGAAUGAUAACUGUUAAAAUGUGAAAAAACCCAUUAUUUCAUAAAAAAUGCGAACUUAAAGUUUGAUGCUAGAAAUACAAUUAAUAUCAUUGAUAACCAGAUGGAUCACUUAGCAGAUAAUUUAAAAAAGGGGUUGAAAAACUAUAAAAGGAGAUUUAGAUUUAAUUAAAGGUCUGAUGUGAUGUGUGUGUGUGCGUGCGUGCGUGUGUGCGUGCGUGUGCUGCAGAUAAAGACGAGAUGUGUGAAGAGGACAGAUCCUUGGCUUGCACAUCCACGCUCUCAUUGGAAUGCAAGUGCAUAUCUCGCUCUGCAGCAUGCACUGCAUUAACUACAAUCCCUACACUCCCACUGACACACACACACACACACACACACACACACACCCUUCUCCGGGUGCUGUGACAGAAAUAGCUCCGCAGCUACAAGUUGUUCUCAGGCUCGGCCUCUCAGGAACAUCCAUCUCAUCACCCCCCAUCACUCCCCCCUCUCUCAGAGUUGGUGAUGUAACAUCCUCGCCAUCCGCCCUGGGGCUUUUGCUGAAACGAGUUUCUUUUUGCUAAAUGCAUGAAUGAAAAUGCCACGCACCGGUCAGAGGUGCAAACACUUGGCUUAUUUGCACCUCUAGUGUAAGAACAGUAAACAGUAUGUCCCUUCCAGGCCACCAUGCUCUACAUCUUGUUUACAGUGUUGUGUUUUCUGUUCCCCACUUUACCCCCCCCCCCCACCCCCCCAAGGCAGACAUGAGGUCUCUUUCUUUAUCUCCCUCACAUUUCCUCCCUCUGUCGUUUUUCUGUCCAUUCUGUCGGCAGCAGUGACGUCCCCUCAGGCUGCUGCUGGUUUUCAUUACUGACGAUGACAGGGCUUCAGAGUGUGUUUUUGUGUGUGUGUUAGUGUGCGUUUACACACAGUACAGUAUGUGUACAGUAUGUGGGUUUACACGUGUGCAAGUCCCCCCGCCCCGUUAUCACACUUCAAAUACAAAACAAGCGUUUCCUGCUCCUCAGGCCUGUGCAGAGAAAAGUCAUUAAUUUAAAACACCUCUGUCACAUGUUUACGCCUCAGGACUUACUAACAGAAUCAAACAAGAGGCUGAGCUUCAACUCCUCUACUCCAGACUCCACUAGAGCUUCAAUGAUGUUCAGUGUUUCAUGAUUAUAAAUGUUAAUUUAGACACUCUGGUUCAUACUGUGAAUACUCUCCAUCAGGGAUACUGGCUUUGAACUCCUCUUAGUCCAUCUUCAAGGGUUCAUGUCCAGACAGUUUUGUGUCUCAUUUUUUGUUACUUUUGUCUCAUGAUGCUCCACAUGUUUUUAACAAAUCAACAGGCAGGCCAGUUUAGCACUUAAGUUUUGUCAAUAGUUGUAUAGUUUCAGAAGUCGUUAUGGUCAAUUCAGCUCCAAUAGAACAUAUCUGUAGCACAAAAUCAAACCAGCAGCUUUAGUCAGGUGUGAACAGGCAGUAUUUUAGCUCUGUCUGGAGAAAGUUUGUUUUGUCAAUAGAAUUCGAUUACAGCCAGAAUAAAACUAAAAAAAUAUUUAAUUCUUAGAUGGAGUAGAAAAAGCAAUGUAAGGAAAACUGAAGCAGUUAAAGGUAGGGUUGGUAAUCGCGGCGAACUAGCAUGAAUUUGAAUGUAGCCCCCGAUCACAUGCAUGAGCGCUGCUGUCUGCUGAUUCGAAACCGCAGAUGCAAAACUUUGGGAUUUUAGAUUGGAAAGUCUUUGCACAGCAGGGACAAAGAAAGUAACGUUAGCAUUGGGAUGAACACAUAUCUAGAAACAUGGCUAAAUACUUGACAAAGAUUGAAAAACACUCUGCAAUAAACCCUCAACGUACCUUUCCAACAGAAAAUGAGCGACCAUGGCAUCGUUUUUGAAGCCCUUGACCUCGUUCAGUUCUCUUUAUCGCUGAAAAGCUGUCCUGAUGUUGACUUUCGUUUUUGCCUGUGCUUUUUCCAAACUCUGUCUUGCUUCAGCCUUCUCUGUGUCUUUCUUUUCUUGCUCUUUUAUGCAAGAGGAGUGGUCACCAUAAAUGAGUGUUUUCCCAGUUUUACUCCUGCUGUAGACAGUGGCGAUGUUUUGCUCUUUUUAAGAACACAUCAUGUAUUGAUUUCCACUGGAACAUAAAGAUAAUUUUAACCAGAACCACAAAAAGUGUAUCUAAAAUGAGAUUACCAACCCUACCUUUAAUUUUGAGAUUUUUAUGUAUUUACAGAUAAAACUACAGGUUGACCUUCGACCUGUAUUUGGAUGGUGUUACAGGUGUAACAAAGACUCAGGCUGCAAACCUGCACACACACGCACACACACACACACACACACACACACACACACACACACACACACACACACACACACACACACACACACACACACACACAGAGCCAUAUAUUUACUGCUGACGUAGUGUGUUUGUCCGGCUCGGCUCUGACCUACUUUGCUUCACAAACAAACAGAAACACGAGGGCGUGGCCACUGGGUGCGCCAACCGACACAACCACAGGCCCGAAUGUCACUGAGGCAUGAUGGGAAACGAAGGGGCUAGGCUGAGCUCACCUAAAAAUAGAGCUGAGAGCAUUGACGGUGCUUUCCUACGAGUGUUAACCCUGUGGUAGCUGUGUUGACACUUGAAGAGGGGAAGUUACGCUUUAAGGCACCUGCGUGGUACUAAAAUACAGCUGCACCUGCAGGACACGAGCUUAACACUGUGUCUGUAAAUUCAUCUAAAAUCUGAGUGCAUGUUCUGAGGAAAUCAUCUUCAUUCAUGUUUGCAAAGAGUUCAUACUGAGAAAAAGUGUGCUGAUCAUUCUGGUCAGGCCUCCCUUUUGCCCUGCUCAUUGAAUCUUUCUGGCUCAGUGGCAGCCUGGCUGAAUAAUGCAUCAUGGGUAAUCAGAGCUCUAUGGUAUUUCCAUUCAAGCAGAAAGUUCCUGUACUCUCCCCCAUGGAGGUUACAACUUUCCUGGAGCUCAUUGAUGGAGAAUCAGAGAGGAAUCUGACUGAGAAGUUCACUUACAUCGGGGACAGAUUUUUAACCUGAGCCUCUGAUUGUCAGAGUCACAUCUCACCAUGAAAACGAGAUAUUUGAGGGCUGACUUUAAUCUGCUCUGAUAAAAAGGUUCAAAAUACCAGCUGUCAGAAACCAGAAAAAGAAGUAUAUUAUCAUUUGUAAUUUAAAUACAGGUCUGCCUCAGUGUUUCAGCUGCAGCCGGUUUGCCUCUGCUCAGCUGCUGUUUGAAUCCUCUGGAAGAUGAAUACAGGAAAAAAUUAUAUGAGGCACAUUUUUCCAACAUUUAAUCAAACAUGAAGCAGUCAGCAGGGCCCUGUGGAAACUUCAACUUUGUUCCCUCACAACACCCAAUUGGGUCACACGUGGAACCUUUAAGACACUCUGGCAGUUUACAUCCCUUUAAUUUUUCUACUGAUUUGUCUACUAGUCUCAGGAAUACUUCCUCUGCUUCAUUAAAGAAACUUCAGUCAGAAAAAACAAGCCUACAUGUGGGUAAAAACAGCAACAGACAGUGAGAUUUCUAUUCAUUUCAACACCACAUCCACCAGAUUAUGAAGCGAGUUUUUCCCCCCAAAACAAGUGGGAUUGUGUGUAUUUGGGGACAAGUGUUGACAUUUUUAGGUGUUAAGUUAUGUUUACACUUUCAGCCCUAAAAACAGAAUUAUGUGGCAACUCACUGCAAAAUCCAUUCACUGUGUGAGACUAGGUGCUUUCUGAUCGUGAACUUUUUAUGUUCCUGUGACAUCCAGUAGCUUUUCUAUCCUACAGAGAAGACCAGUGACCCAGCUGACUUGUAAAGGUAUAUUUAGAAGCUAGAACAGCAGAUGUCACAGUCUGCUCUUAGUAAAGAAAUAGGAGAGAUAGAGAUGUGUGGAGCUUAUUUAGUAUCGCUCGUUUGACAGCCUCAGUUUCUCUUACUCACCUAUUCAAUGGCCCAAUUCCAAACUCCACCCUAAGCCCUCAAGCCCUGCACCCUCAUUAGCUUAGGUUAAGUCAGCUGGUAAGUGCUUGAGUGUGGGAGGGUUUAAGGGCUCCAAAAGGGUAUAAAAGCAAUGGAACAGCCCUUUGUGACGUGCCACGUUAUCUUGACGAUAGACGACAACGUUGACAACCAAAGAUGCGACUGACACUUGCCUCUCUGGGCUCUUAAUUCUGCAUUUAUUUCGCGGCCAGCGACGUUGCAGAAGAAAGGCCAACAUUGUUCCGCUCCUUUUGCACACACUUGCUCUUGAACAUAGACAACAGGUAAUUGGUAAAUAAUGAUUAGAUUGAUAAAUUAUAAAACCAGCAUUAAUGAUAGGUUAAGUGAUAUUGAAUGGUUAAAAGGUUGAAGCACUAGAUUCUGAAAGUAAUCACUGCUUUAGAGUGUUAGUUCAGGAUAAAAUGUAUUGAUUCAGAUAAAAGUUUGAAGUAAAAAUCAAUUUUCUUUGUUAUAAGAAUAACGCAUGCGUGUGUGUAUGUGUGUGUGUAUAUAUGUAUGUAUACACACACACACACACACACACAUAUAUGUGUAUAUAUAUAGUACAGGCCAAAAGUUUGGACACACCUUCUCAUUCAAUGUCUUUUCUUUUUUUUUUAUAUGACUAUUUACAUUGUAGAUCAUUACUGAAGGCAUUAAAACUAUGAAUGAACACAUGUAGAAUUUUGUACUAAUAAAAAAAGUGUGAAAUAACCGAAAACAUGUUUUAUAUUCUAGUUUCUUUAAAAUAGCCACCCUUUGCUCUUGAUGACAGUAGUUCCUUGUCAGGGUUACUUCAGGCACUCCUGUGAAGUAAAAACCAUUUCAGGUGACUACCUCAUGAAGCUCAUUGAGAGAACAGCUGAAGUUUGCAGCGCUAUCAAAAAAGUAAAGGGUGGCUACUUUGAGAAAUCUAAAAUAUAAAACAUGUUUUCAGUUAUUUCACACUUUUUUCUUAAGCACAUGAUUCCACAUGUGUUCAUUCAUAGUUUUGAGAAUCUACAAUUUAAAUAGUAAUGAAAACAAAGAAAAUGCAUUGAAUGAAAAGGUGUGUCCAAACUUUUGGCCUGUACUAUAUAUAUAUAAUAUUAUAUCCAUGUUAAUGUAGUGCAUUCUUGUUCAUCUUGGCAUUCCGGCGCCCACCAUACACGAUGCGGAACAUCCAUGUUAGAGUAUUAAGGGUGCGCCUAGAUCCUAAAUGAACUGCUUCUUCUUGAGCUUCUUCGCCAUGAUCUCCGUCAUUUUUGGUGUCUGUCGCGGACGUUGAGACGCUCGUGGCCUCGUUCCUUUUUAAAUCCUGGCCCCGGCUGCGUCGCUGUCCUCCAGUAACGCCCACAACGCAAUGAAUUGUGGGCAAUUUCAUAGCCAAAGUCCUCAACGGUACGGACUUACGGAAAGGGUGCAGAAAGGGGCGUUCCCGAGCCCUCGCUGACUUACCGAUUUCAUUUGGAACAACCCUCAAGCCCUUACAGAGCUCACAUGAGCGCGCACCUAAGUCAAUGAGUCAGUGAGGGGGUGAUUUGGAAUUGGGCCAAUAAACACCCUCCUGGAAACUCAUUAAACCAUCAAACACAAUGACACAAAAUCUUAAGCCAAAAAUUGAUCAAAAAUAGGUUUACAAUUAAUUUAGUUGUAUAGCUCUACCAGUAGGUGGGGCUAUGACUAAGGCAAAGUUAUAAUCUUAGGAAAACUUCGUAACAGCGCAUUAGUAUAGUAUCAAACAGUGAAAGGUCGUCUUAAUUUUCGUAUCUGAGUUAAUAACACUUGUGUCCAAUUGGUGGCACUAUCACGAUGACAAAAAUAUCUGUAGAUCAGUUCAAGUUGGGACUGUUAUUGAUGUAGUGAAAUUUGACGCAGAUCAGAUGAUGUAUGUCAAAAUCAGUACCCUGUAUUUCCACAGGGUGGCGCUAUGUCUGGAGUUAAGAAGUGUGCACAGAGAUGUGUUUUGGGAUUGACCUUAAUCCUGUAAAUGAAUAUCAAAAAGAUUCAAUAUUGUAUGAAGAAGUUAAAGUAACUCCCUGUUUAAUGGCAUUGAAUUUAAACCAAAAUAAUGGGCUUCCUGUUGGGUUACGGGUACGGUGUAGGAGGACUUUUUGUAGACUGUGGUGUUAUACAUAUGUUUAGCAGAAAAUGCAAAUGCAAUUUGAACCAUGUAAUGGGGUUAAAUGUUCAAAAACUUAAAUUAAAUGGGUACUGUUGAUGGAUUUAUGAUCAUUUUUUCACAAAAACCAAUGAAAAAAAUGAAUGCAAAAAUCUCGCAUUUUGGGGCAUAGUAAGGUCAAAGAAAGAAAGUAAGAAAGAAAGAAAGAAAGAAUACUAGCUUGGGGUUCCAAUAGGACUUUCUCGUUAUUUAGGCUCAGGCCCCAUUUAAAAAAAUCCAAAAUCCAGAAAAAGGACCAGAAUUGCAUAGGUGUCAUUACUGCCAGUAUAACUUCUUUAAGAGCUGAAGAAAUCUACAUAGGGUUUUGAAAUACUUGACUUUUCUAUGAGUCAUUUAAAAAUAUGUAAAAUUCAAAACCCAGAUUGUACUUUAAGUUUAUUCUCAUUAUUUCUGAUCUGUAGACACCAGAAGACGACGGUGAAAUCAAAUGUUUAGGCAUUCAAGCUGAUACUUCACUCACAUGUUAGACAUCCCUGAAAUAUUUUAGGAUUGUGUUAAACUUUGACAAGAAUCUUCAUCCAGUUUUAUAACAGUGUGAAGACCCCACCGAGAGUUUGAUUCAUUUUAGCUUAGCAGUUAUUUUUUCCUCAGAACCUGAAAGUAGUUUAAUUUGGAUGAGCAGGGAGGACACAGCUUAUUUGUGAGUUCUGUUUUUUGUUUCAUUUAUUUGUAAUAAGGUGAAAUCCACUGAAAGACAGUUUACAGUGUUUCACUUUGUCACUGCCCUGUCUCAGAUCCAGGUAACUUUUACUUUUUUUGUCACCUGUGAAACCAGAUCUGUCUGAGAGAAGCCGAGCCGUCGCUUCACAUGGUGUCGGGUCUCAGCAACAUUGACUCUGAAUGGGAAUGCCAGUUUUGGUUUACACUCCUUCCUUCAAUAGUGGAGGGACCAAGGGAGCAGGACAGACGAGAGGCCCAGGCUGCCAUGGACACGGAGAGACAGAGCGGGCAUUGAAGAGGACGAGAAUCGAACAGAAACCAGCAUGAGGGUCUCAGGUUCAGUGUCUGGACAGUGUUGCUGGUUGGUAACUGUAGACAGAGAGCUUUGUGGAGCCUUUAUACUGCAGAACAAACUGAUGCUGUGUGCAAAUCAGCUAACUUCACUGAGGGACACCAUCAUGGGACGUCAGAGCGACUUUUGACUGACCUGAAUCUGACAGCACAUUAGUGGCUGGUACAAAUAGGACAUAUGAUAGUUUAAUAUUCCAUACCACUCGGUACACUUCUCAGAUCAUUCAGCUAUCAAGCCGUGCUUGGAUCAAAACUAAACGUAUUCACCUUAAGUUUCUCUCACCAAAAAUACCAGAGGUGGAGCUUUUUUGAUUGGCUGAAGAAAGAAGCUUUUUCAUGGUUGGACACAAUUUCACAACUCACAAAAUUGUAAAAACUAAAGAUACAUCUCAAAAAGCUAGCAGCCCAUUGGUCUGUUUAAAGGGAGUCUCAGUUUCACUGUCAUUACACAUCUACAUCAAUGUUUUAAUUUUUGCAGGAAAUUCUCAUUUCUCAGUGUUGAAAAACCUACAAAAAUUAUUAUUAUUUCUGUUUGAGAGUUAUAACACUGAAAUGAUCUAGAGUCAAGCCCAUUAGUACUGAACAUUUACAGUAAAACUGAGACUCCCCACAAACAAACCAACAACAAAGUUGUUUAUUGCCAAAUGUUAGCUAUGACCCAGAUACUAAGAGGCUAACCUCUGAGUGCAGAGGACUGUCAGACUACAGCUGAUGGAUUAACUCAGAACUAAAAUGGAAGAGGUUGACGUCUUUAUCAAAUCAUUUUCAACAGCACAGAAAAAGUGGAAAAUCUGAGGUUGCCCCAUUUUUCUGUGUCUGAUGUGGAUUCUUAGGGUCUGAGCUUGAAUAAUAUCAGUGUCAGGAGGACGGAUACAAGUAAAGAAGUGGUGAUGACCUCCUCCUCCUCUGUUGCCUCUUCCUGUGAUUGUGGGUCAUUGUUUAGAGUCAGAGACUUGCAAGCGAGCUGAUGAAGGUUUUCGGAGGAGCAGCUGGUCACCUGCUGUCAGGGUGCCAAUGGCAGGAAAUCCAGCACAAACACUGGCUCUGUGUUCCUGUCCCAGAGGAGCUGGAGCUGAUUGGGACGCUUUUUCAGUUUGAAACAAACCAUUCAUCCCUGGAACAAUGAGGUCAUCCUCUAUUCUGGCUCCACAAACAAAGCCCACUUCAUGUCUGUGUGUGUGUCCACUGCUGUGUGAGCUAUUAUGGAGACAUGAAUGGUAGUUUAUAAACUGGACACUGACCUUGCCAAGGGUGACGUCAUCUGAGAGCAGGAAGGCUUUGAAAUGCACCGCAGUGUUGCACUGACUGGAAACUACAAACAGGAUGUUAAACCGAAAUGUUGGUGUUUUCUUCCCUCGUGACCACCAGGCCACUGAAACUCAGAGCUCAAAUGCAUUUCAAAUACUCUAAAAUGUUUCCAGAAACAACAUUAGCAUUAGACAAAAACUAAAAAAAAAAAAUCUGAAAAAAUCUAAAAUGAAGAAGAAACACCAAAAAACAGUUAAAGAAACAUUCCAGAAAAAUUCAGAGCACUUUAUAUUUCCUGUAGGGAACUUUUAACUGGAUUUGAAAUAAUCUCUUGUUUCUGCUAAUGUCUCCCUGUCACCUGCAACAGCGAAUGAGCCCGUCUGUGUGAAGAUAAGCUAUUUCUAAAUAGUGAAAACGGGGAAACAGGAGCCAGUGGGCAGGUUGGGACCACAGACAAAACGAUUUAUGGCACUCAAACCGGAGACAACACACACGUUCUCCUCUCUUUAUUUUGCACUGAAAACAUGCAUAUUACUGUCACUACACAAACAGUGACAGCAUCUUGCAGAAGGAGACUCCUGCAGACACCGUGUUAUGCUACAGCUGCAGCUACGGAGUGAGAAGCUCCUCCACACCGGAGACAGACAGGCAGAGCAGCUCUGUGUCACUAACCUCAAUAGUCCUGCUGCUCCACAUCUGUCUCACACUCCACAGUGGACUGACCCAGACUCGCUUCCCAUUUCAAAUACAUUUACAAAGUAAGUUGCCUCAAACUACUCACAAAAAAGGUUCAUUUCUGGAGCCCUGGUGUGCAUGCCAGAUUAGUGUCAGUACGCCAAUAUGAGCUAAAACAGGACCACUUUUGUCCAUAGUGGCUGCCAGAAUCAACAGAAAAUGAAAACCCUGUCCAGCUGCUUUAAGAAACUCUGAAAUGCAAAAAAAAUCAUCAAAAAGCUGAUGAUGUUCCAAGAAAUACAAAAAAAUGUUUAAAUAAUACGACAAAGUUCUCACACAAAUGAAAAAAAUUCUCCAGAAACACAAAAAACGUAAAUUUCUGUGUGUGUUUGAUUUAAAUUAAUUUGUUGAAACUGGAAUGAUUUUUAUUUUUUAAUCUCCAAAUGUUGUACAGUGACCCUUUAGGGCCACUGUACAAAAGUGCGAACAUAUAAAUACAUUUGGACAGGUAAUAUGUGACACAUGGAGAAGGUUCAGUAACAGAGGGCUGAGGGUAAAAAUAAUGACUUUACAACCUGCUCUGAGCAGUAGGAGGAACUUUGGCUGUGACAGCGGCUGGAGUGGAUGACUUAUAUAAAUGUUUAUCUUUGCACCUCUGCCCUGAAGCUGUGGGAUUUCCCUGCUAACUCCGCCCUGCAGAUCACCCCAUCGUGUUUUUAAGGAGGCAGGUGAACCUGAAAUGUCAGAAUUUAUUGCUGGUGAGUCACUUUUUGCCGCCUGAUGUGUCCUCAAUUUCCUCAUAGUAUCAUUAACAUUUCACUGUGACUCCAGUUCAGCUGUUAAAGGUUAACUACGGCAAAUAAACACUGACUAACAUGUAACACCAAGCCUUGCAAGCUCUGUGGAAAUCUGGUGACACAUUAAGUUCUCUCCUGAAAAGAGAACUUACCCACAAUCCUCUGCUGUUGGCCUUGGUGUUGGUCUGAUAACCAUAGACAUAUAUAAAAACGCAAGAUGGCUCAUGCACUCUGUUAGCCGAUGGAGGUCCUCGAAUGGCGACCAUCUUGCCACAGGCAGCUUGCCCACCCAUAACAUUAAAGUCUACGGUGCAUGUAUCAUUUAAAUAACCAUUGAUUGCUUAAUUUUUAAUAGAUUUUCAAAUGGUUAUAGAUAUAAAUAUCUGUCUCGUGUUGCCUUUCUUUCUGUAUAUCCGUUCUUCUGUAUAUCCGUUCUUUACACAUAUACAUAUAUUUAUACAUAUAUGUAUGAAUGAAUGUAUGUAUGUAUGUAUGUAUGUAUGUAUGUAUGUAUGUAUGUAUGUAUACACGCUGUUUGGGAAACAGUGGCUUAGAGAAGUUGUUCUCUAACUUUUUGUUUUUGCUUCAGUAACUCCUGUUCAGGUUCUGGUUCAAAGUACCCCCUAUAACAGACUACCACCCAUUCUUUGAAAUUUAUAUCUAGCAUUUCAUUAAUGUCAUGCAGGAAUCUCCUAUCUUCAUGUUUUACCUUUUUUUGUUAGAUGUGUGGAUUUGUCCACCACAUGCUUGAAAUGAAUAACCCACCUUAGGGAGAAUAUUACAAAUAAAAACACAUGAAACAACUGUGCUGCACGAUUCAGUCUUUUUUUUUCUAAAAAAAAAAAAAAAAGCUGCAAUUUCAACAUGUCCAAGCAUCUCGACUCAUAGCUGGUUUUACAACCAAAACCGUUCGUAAAUCUGUCAAGAUUUUAGCAAGUCAAAAGUAUUUUUAAUUAUGCAGAUAUUUCACCUUCUAACAGCUACCACAGAGCAUACCAGAAUGGUAUACUGUGGUAAGAUGGCCGCUGUAAAGGGACGCUGGUGACUCUGCCUUGAGCCAUCUAGCCUUUUUUAUCAUCUAUGCUGAUAACAAUGUUUGCAGAUGAUGUCAUGUAGAGGGGAGAUGACUCAUUAGCAGUUCAUUAACAAGUCGUCUGGGACUGUUUCAGAACAAACUCAGUGCUUCCUGCAAUAAGUUGGACAAAAGAAGAUACAAACAGUAAUGUAAUACCCAGAGAGAGCUAUUUCAUCACAGGAUUAUUCCUCAGAGCAUUUAUAAACAAGAUUUUGCCACAUCUGCUAUAAUCGGUUUGCGAACCAUUAAUGUUACUGUCUGUAUUUAGUUGUGCAGAAUGAGUCAAUGUCAAUGAAUACUACUCCACUGGUUCCCUGUGCACUAUAAAAAAAGAGUUUCAGAUUUCAUUGAAGCUCCUCUGAGGGUUGCUCCAAUUCAUGAAGUAGAAAUGUAAGCACUGGAUGUGUCUUCUCAUGGGAUUAGAUCUUUUAGAGGGCUCCUGCUCAUCUCAAAGUCAAGGUUCAAACUGAAUGAAUAUGGUACUUUUUUCCAUCAGAGCCUUUUGAAUUAUGCACAACCUCCCUCAAGAGAUGAGACUCACAGACAUUUUAAAAUUACCUCUUAAGACUCACUUUUACAGAUUUGCUUUUAUUUAACUUUUUAAAACCUAUUUUGGAUUUUCAUAGGUCAACGUAUUUUGCAGAAAAAUGUUUCGUUUAUUUAAAUCAUGUUAAUGCUCAACAGGCCAAUCCUUGAUUCACAAGUCCUUUUGUGGUCUCCUCUCUGUAUGAUUAUUAUACGUUUUAUUUAUUUAUCUAUUGAUUUCUUUCUUUGUUUGUUUUAAUCUCACCGCCCCCAAAUUUAUAUAUUUUUAUUUUCUUUCUUGUGGUAUCAUUUGGUUUUGAGUAAUGAAGUUGAUGUGGAAGUGCUAAAUAAUGAAGUUCCCUGAGUGUUCAGCUGCAGACGCACCAGGUAUUUCUUUAAAUUUCUCAUUUGUAUUUUUUUUUCUGUUUGAUCUUGACAUACUCGCUCUGGAGCAUGCUCGGUUUCCUACAGCGCAGAAACAGGUGAUUGAAGCUCAGCUGUCGAGGUUAAGUCUGGAUGUUUGAGUCAUCCUGCUAAUUGCUCUGGGUGCCAACACAAACCGCCCUGUCUACACUACAAUGAGGGCAGGAUGCCAAACUCAAACAUGGAUGAGCUGUUCUUUUAGGGGCAGAAGGAUGACACACCUUUCUGCAGAAGAGCUAAAUUACUGUGAGUCACUUUACAGAGAAAAUCAACAACUCACCGAGCCAGAAAGCCAGAGUAUGAGAUAAAGCAUCUGCAGCUGGGCUGUGUGCACCUUCAACACAGCGUCAUACUAACAGUGGUAAUGCUAGUAUGCUGACGUCAGCAGGGUUUGUACCUCACUGUAAGUACUGCUAAUAAUUUUUAUGUUAACACAGUUUUUCUUUAUCUGAUUUUUCCUUUUACAGGCUGUGAAUCACAGAACAAAAGUGAUGUUAGGACAUCCUCAAAUCAGGACCUGCCAUCUCCCUACUGAGAGAGGACAGAAUCCCCAGUGAGGUCAUGUGACCCUCCACCUAGUCAGCAGCCAGAUAGACGCUGCGAUAAGGUCAGAAGUUACAUAACCGGAACAUCACUUGAUCUGCUCUAAUGACACGGCAGAUUGUCUGCAGCACCUUAACAGAAAAGUGUGAGGAAAACCUCCUCUUCAUCUGUUAACACUAAUCCUCUCUUUCUCUCCUUUCAGCUCCUGCCUUGCUGUCCUGCUUUCUAUUUUUACAGCAGCACAGAUUUAUCAAGGCCAACACCCUGCAGACCAGCACAAUGUUUCAUCUCUGAUGCCCUUUUGUCAUUAUGUUUGUCUCCAUUUCUCUCGGACAUGA
This is a messenger RNA of Xyrichtys novacula (pearly razorfish), 24412 nucleotides long. Lineage: Eukaryota; Metazoa; Chordata; Actinopteri; Labriformes; Labridae. The record is from the annotation of a GenBank genome assembly.